UUUCCAAUUCCGAAGAGGACACAAUUCUGAAUUCUGUGAUACAACUUUUCUGUGUAAGGUAAUGCAGGAGGCCCUCAAAAGGCCUAGAUUUUCACAAUUAUAGUGAUUAUUAGCAGCUUGUGAUACUUGGGACAAAUAAACCAGCCAAAUGGCACUAAACUCACAGUACGAUGCAAUCGGAAAAGGAUUCGUACAGCAAUACUACACACUGUUUGAUGAUCCGGCACAGAGACCGAAUUUAGCUAAUAUGUACAAUGUUGAAACUUCAUUUAUGACUUUUGAGGGUGUCCAACUUCAAGGUGCUGUUAAAAUAAUGGAAAAACUGAAUGCCCUGACAUUUCAAAAGAUUGGCAGGCUAAUAACUUCAGUUGAUUCACAACCUAUGUUUGAUGGCGGAGUUUUAAUCAAUGUCCUUGGUAGACUGCAGUGUGACGAUGACCCUCCGCAUCCAUACAUACAGACAUUCGUUUUGAAGCCACUCGGAGAUUCUUUCUUUGUUCAGCAUGACAUAUUCCGCCUCGGCAUCCACGACGUCGCUUAAUUCACACAGAAGACAUUCUGUAUUUAUUGCGAACAACACAAUUCAUUGAUUAAGACUCCCUUUUGCAACUAAUACUGCGAAUUGUUUUGGUUAUCUAGGUAUAAGCUAGUACGGUCAACACCGCUCACACUAAUAUGCAACCUGUAAAUUGUUUCACGUAAGAAAAAUAUUUCAGCAACACACAUCGUUUCGGCUUAGAUGAAUUUGUCGGAUGGCUUUAGUCAAUGUAAAGGCAUUUUUAUCAGUUACAUGUAUACAUUUUAUAAUAAAUACAUAAUUUUUUACUAA
Pararge aegeria (speckled wood butterfly) is the source of this 829-nucleotide messenger RNA. It is a transcript of the gene Ntf-2, whose product is annotated as probable nuclear transport factor 2. The record is from RefSeq and is a predicted model, not a curated record. Gene Ontology annotation, biological process: protein import into nucleus. Gene Ontology annotation, cellular component: nuclear pore central transport channel. The transcript has 4 exons. Bases 149 to 541 code for a protein of 130 amino acids. NCBI's taxonomy places the organism in Eukaryota, Metazoa, Arthropoda, Insecta, Lepidoptera, Nymphalidae.